This is a messenger RNA of Gopherus evgoodei (Goodes thornscrub tortoise), 1942 nucleotides long. It is a transcript of the gene ACVRL1, whose product is annotated as activin A receptor like type 1. The record is from RefSeq and is a predicted model, not a curated record. Gene Ontology annotation, molecular function: metal ion binding; ATP binding; SMAD binding. The transcript is spliced from 10 exons. The coding region runs from base 338 to 1918 and encodes 526 amino acids. Gene Ontology annotation, biological process: transforming growth factor beta receptor signaling pathway; angiogenesis; cellular response to growth factor stimulus. Gene Ontology annotation, cellular component: BMP receptor complex; plasma membrane. Lineage: Eukaryota; Metazoa; Chordata; Testudines; Testudinidae.
ACUGCUCCCUCUGUGGGUGUUGGGAUGUUGCUUAGGCUGCUGCUCAAAGCAGAAAGCGAGCUACCAACGAUCUCAUCAUGGGCCCACUCCUCAGCUAGAGGCCUAGCGCUGAGUUCCCUGGAGCUCGCACAUAUUUGUAACUCCUCACCCCUCUGGUCUGUUCCUGAUUUGCCCCCUCUGUGACACAUUGGAGCAGACAGUUCUCUGGAUCCCCCUUUCCCUCCCCUCUAAGACUCUGAUCCCCCUUUGUGCACUACGUGCUGCUGAGAACCACUCCAUUGCUUGAAUGUAAGUCUGGAGUAACCGCACUGGAGCCAGCAGAAUUUGCUCCUGAUGUAUGCUUGUGCAACUGAGCCUAGAAUCUGGGUUUACCUCAAUGACACUUACUGAGAUGACUCUGGAUUUGCACAAGGAGAAAAUGCUGCAAGGAGCCAUUGGGAGCUUUCUCCUGGUUGUUCUGACUGUUCCAAGGAGCUUUCCAGCGGAGAACCUGAGGUGCGCCUGUGAUGCACAGAUGCAGCCCUGUCACAAUGCCACCUGCCUGGGGAAGGUGUGUUUUGUGAGCAAAACCCUGGAGAACGGGAAGGCCAUCCAGGCCAAGGGCUGCCUGAGUAACCAUAUCCUGGAGCACUGCCAGAUUCCGGCCAUGGAAGAAUAUGCCAUGAACUGCUGCAGCUCCAACAUGUGUAAUGAGAACAUCAGUGUCCUCCUGAAGGGCCAGGAGCAGCCCGAAGAACCUGCCUCUCUGAAGAACCUUCUCCUGAUGAUCCUCGUGCCCCUGCUGGCCCUCCUCGUGCUCGUCAUGCUCAUCACACUCUCCUUCUGGAAGCUGGCUCAGCACCGCAGGAAGCGGCUUCUCAUCAGACAUGAUGACUUGGGGGACACAGACUUCAUGCUGAAAGCCUCCAUGGUUGGAGACAGCACCUUAGAGGACCUGCUGAACGAGGACUGCACAACGGGCAGUGGCUCCGGGCUGCCCUUUCUUGUUCAAAGAACUGUGGCUCGGCAGAUCGCUCUGGUGGAAUGCGUAGGGAAAGGACGCUAUGGGGAGGUCUGGCGCGGCGUGUGGAACGGGGAGAACGUGGCCGUGAAGAUCUUCUCCUCCCGGGACGAGCAGUCGUGGUUCCGCGAGACGGAGAUCUACAACACGGUGCUGCUCAGGCAUGACAAUAUCCUGGGCUUCAUCGCCUCUGACAUGACAUCAAGGAACUCUAGCACCCAGCUCUGGCUCAUCACUCACUACCAUGAGAACGGCUCGCUCUACGACUACCUGCAGAGGACGGUGCUGGACACCCAGGCCUGCCUGAGGCUGGCCUGCUCCAUCAUCUGCGGCCUGGUCCACCUGCACGUGGAGAUCUUCGGGACCCAAGGGAAACCAGCCAUCGCUCACCGGGACCUGAAGAGCAGGAACAUCCUGGUGAAGAACAACAUGCAGUGCUGCAUCGCAGACCUGGGACUGGCGGUCAUGCAUUCCCAGGGCAGCGACUACCUGGACAUUGGGAACAACCCUCGGGUGGGCACCAAACGCUACAUGGCCCCCGAGGUCCUGGACGAACACAUCCGUACCGACUGCUUCGAAUCCUAUAAGCAGACAGAUAUCUGGGCAUAUGGUCUGGUGCUCUGGGAAAUCACCAGGAAGACGGUUGUUAAUGGGAUAGUGGAGGACUACAGGCCUCCUUUCUUUGACAUGGUGCCAAGCGACCCCAGCUUCGAGGAUAUGAAGAAGGUGGUUUGCACUGACCAGCAGACGCCCAGUGUCCCUAACCGGCUGUACUCUGACUCGAUUUUGUCCGCCCUGGCUAAGAUCAUGAAGGAAUGCUGGUACCAGAGCCCCUCUGCUAGGCUCACAGCCCUGAGGAUUAAAAAGACACUAAAGAAGCUGAGCAGCUCCCUAGAAAAACCCAAACAAGAUGAUUAACUGUGGGGAGCAGGCCUGAGAGUG